This is a messenger RNA of Chara braunii, 1230 nucleotides long. The record is from the annotation of a GenBank genome assembly. Lineage: Eukaryota; Viridiplantae; Streptophyta; Charophyceae; Charales; Characeae.
CGGGAGUACCGCGACGUCUUCCCCCCGUAUUUCUCAUAGUGCGGGAUUCCCCCGAUGCGCGGUGUCGAGCAUUUCAUCCAGCCCGUGCCUGAUUAUCGUGUUCACCAUCAGGCACCAUACCGGCUCUCGAUUCCAGAGGCGACGGAAAUCAAGCGUCAGCUUGAGGAGCUCCUUCGACUUGGUUUCAUUAAACCUAGUAACUUCCCUUGGGGUGCACCUGUCCUCUUUGCUCGCAAAGCGGACGGAACUCUCCGCCUCUGCAUCGAUUAUCGUGGCCUUAACCGUUACACGGUUAAGAACAGCUAUCCCAUACCCCGCGCGGAUGAGCUGUUUGACCGUCUGGAAGGCAACCGCUUCUUCACGAAGAUCGAUCUUCGUAGCGGUUACCACCAGAUCCGCCGCCAAAGUAUCCUCACUGCACAGAAGAAUCGUCAGCGCACCAAUAACAAUGUUGCCAACGCCAGUGUGACGAACGAUUUGCACGUAAGUAUUGCUGCGAGCCUCCACGAUGAGGAGGAGGAGGAGGAGGAAGAAGACGAAGUAGAAGAUGAGGACGAGGAGGAGGAAGAGGAGGACAAAAAGGAAAAAGAAGAGGAGGAGGACGAGGAGGAGGAGGAGAAGGACGAGGAGGAGGAGAAGGACGAGGAGGAGGAGUGCUCGCGCUCUCGGGGUUGUCGCCGCCAUCGCUACACCUCGGAUCGCCGCCGCCAUCGCUUCACCUUGCCACCGCGCUUCACCGCGAUUCGUUACAAACCGUAUACGACAAUCAACACCAAGAAAAUGGCGCGCAAGUUUUUCGUCGGCGGCAACUGGAAGUGCAAUGGCACCGAGGAGAGCGUUUCCAAGCUGGUGGACACUUCAAAUGCGGGCGCGAUUGAGUCUACUGACAUUGUGGAGGUGGUGGUUGCUCCUACCUUCAUCCACAUUCCGCUGGUCAAGGAUCGCCUCAGGAGCGAGAUCCAGGUGUCUGCUCAAAACUGCUGGGUGAAAAAAGGCGGCGCGUACACCGCCGAGGUCAGCGCCGAGCAAUUUCUGAUCUCGGCAUUCCCUAUGUGAUCCUUGGGCUCUCCGAAAGGCGGCAUAUAUUAAAGGAGAGCCAUGAUUUCGUUGGGCAGAAAUGCGCUUACGCUCUUAGCAAGGGGUUGAAGGUUCUGAAGUCUGUCUCAGAUCAAUCAUUUUGAUGAAUACAUCAUGGCUGAAUACAUCAUGGGAUAAAUCGUCCACUGUCUC